CGUGGGGCGGGACGCGCAGGCGCGGGCCCGGCGCUCCCUGAGGCGGCGGCGGCGGCUCCGGCGGCUCCUUUGUUCCCCCCCGCCGGCACCGGGCUCGGGAUCGCGUCGGGAUCGGGCCGGGAUGAGCCCCGGGAAGGGCUCCGGGAAGGGCUCCGGCUCCGCCUGGCGUUAGGAGCUCGUCCCUGCGAGGCAUCGAGGACUACCAUGCCCUUAGGUGCCCGUUCCCAGCUCCUGGUGUGAGAUGGCCACUCCAGAGCCCCCCCUGGGCGGGACCCCCCGGCCCGGCCCCUCCCCCGGGCCCGGCCCCUCCCCGGGGUCGAUGCUGGGCCCCUCCCCCGGCCCCUCCCCCGGCUCCGGCCACUCCGGCCACUCCGGCCACGCGCUGCCGGCCCCGGGCUACGCGCCAGACACCAUCCACCCCCUGCACAAGCCGCUGGAGGCGAUGCACGAGAAGGGGAUGCCGGAGGAUCCGCGCUACGGGCAGAUGAAGGGGAUGGGCAUGCGCCCGGGGGGGCACGCGGGCAUGGGGCCCCCCCCCAGCCCCAUGGACCAGCAUUCCCAAGGUUACCCAUCCCCUCUGGGUGGCUCGGAGCACGCCUCCAGCCCCGUGCCCUCCAACGGCCCCUCCAGCAGCUCCGCCGGCGGCUCCGGCGCCGCCCUGGACGGCUCCGGCUCCGACUCGCCCGCGCUGGGCCGGGGCCCGUCGCCCUUCAACGCCGCUCAGCUGCACCAGCUGCGUGCCCAGAUCAUGGCCUACAAGCUGCUGGCACGAGGGCAGCCCCUUCCCGAGCAUCUCCAGGUGGCCGUGCAGGGCAAGCGGCCGCUGCCGGGGAUGCAGCCGCAGAUUCCUGCUCUACCUCCGCCCGCCGGCGCCGCGCAGGGCCCGGGGCAAGCGCCCGGAGCGGGGCCGGCGCCGCCCGGGUAUUCCAGACCUCACGGAAUAGGAGGGCCCAACAUGCCCCCUCCUGGACCCUCAGGAGUUCCCCCCGGGAUGCCAGGACAGCCCCCCGGGGGCCCCCCCAAGCCCUGGCCAGAAGGGCCGCUGUCGGCGGCGGCUCCGGGCGGUGCCCCCCAGAAGCUGCUGCCGCCUCCCCCCGCGGGCCGCCCGUCCCCGGUGCCCCCGGCGGUGCCGCCGGCGUCGCCGGGGCCCCCUCCGCCCUCGCCGGGGCAGCCGGCGCCGCCGGCGCUGCCCAUCCACCCCAAGCAGAACCGCAUCACCCCCAUCCAGAAACCGCGCGGGCUCGACCCCGUGGAGAUCCUGCAGGAGCGCGAGUACAGGCUCCAAGCCCGCAUCGCCCACCGCAUCCAGGAGCUGGAGAACCUCCCCGGCUCCUUGGCCGGAGACCUGAGGACCAAAGCGACCAUCGAGCUCAAGGCUCUGCGGCUGCUCAACUUCCAGCGCCAGCUGCGGCAGGAGGUGGUGGUGUGCAUGCGGCGCGACACGGCGCUGGAGACGGCGCUCAACGCCAAGGCCUACAAGCGCAGCAAGCGGCAGUCGCUGCGCGAGGCCCGCAUCACCGAGAAGCUGGAGAAGCAGCAGAAGAUCGAGCAGGAGAGGAAGCGGCGCCAGAAGCACCAGGAAUACCUCAACAGCAUCCUGCAGCACGCCAAGGACUUCAAGGAGUACCACCGGAGCGUCAGCGGAAAGAUCCAGAAGCUCACCAAGGCCGUGGCCACCUACCACGCCAACACCGAGCGCGAGCAGAAGAAGGAGAACGAGCGCAUCGAGAAGGAGCGGAUGCGGCGCCUCAUGGCCGAGGAUGAGGAGGGCUACCGCAAGCUCAUCGACCAGAAGAAGGACAAGCGCCUGGCCUACCUGCUGCAGCAGACCGACGAGUACGUGGCCAACCUGACCGAGCUGGUGCGGCAGCACAAGGCGGCCCAGGUGGCCAAGGAGAAGAAGAAGAAGAAGAAGAAGAAGAAGGCCGAGAGCGCCGAGGGACAGGCUCCGGCCAUCGGCCCCGACGGCGAGCCCCUGGACGAGACCAGCCAGAUGAGCGAUCUCCCGGUGAAGGUGAUCCACGUGGAGAGCGGGAAGAUCCUGACGGGCACCGACGCGCCCAAGGCCGGGCAGCUGGAGGCCUGGCUGGAGAUGAACCCGGGGUACGAGGUGGCUCCGCGCUCCGACAGCGAGGAGAGCGGCUCCGAGGAGGAGGAGGAGGAGGAGGAGGAGGAGCAGCCGCAGCCGGCCCAGCCAGCGCUGCCCGUGGAGGAGAAAAAGAAAAUUCCAGACCCGGACAGCGACGACGUCUCGGAGGUGGACGCCCGACACAUCAUCGAGAACGCCAAGCAGGACGUGGACGACGAGUACGGCGUGUCCCAGGCGCUGGCUCGGGGGCUGCAGUCCUACUACGCCGUGGCGCACGCCGUCACCGAGCGCGUGGACAAGCAGUCGGCCCUGAUGGUCAACGGCGUCCUCAAGCAGUACCAGAUCAAAGGCCUGGAGUGGUUGGUGUCCCUCUACAACAACAACCUCAACGGGAUCCUGGCCGACGAGAUGGGACUGGGGAAGACCAUCCAGACCAUCGCCCUCAUCACGUACCUCAUGGAGCACAAGAGGAUCAACGGCCCCUUCCUCAUCAUCGUCCCGCUCUCGACUUUGUCCAACUGGGCCUACGAGUUCGACAAGUGGGCUCCUUCCGUGGUCAAGGUCUCCUACAAGGGCUCUCCGGCGGCGCGCCGUGCUUUCGUCCCGCAGCUGCGGAGCGGAAAAUUCAACGUUCUCCUCACCACCUACGAGUACAUCAUCAAGGACAAGCACAUCCUGGCCAAGAUCCGCUGGAAGUACAUGAUCGUGGACGAGGGCCACCGCAUGAAGAACCACCACUGCAAGCUCACCCAGGUCCUCAACACCCACUACGUGGCCCCGCGGCGGCUGCUCCUCACCGGGACCCCCCUCCAGAACAAGCUCCCCGAGCUCUGGGCCCUCCUCAACUUCCUGCUGCCCACCAUCUUCAAGAGCUGCAGCACCUUCGAGCAGUGGUUCAACGCGCCCUUCGCCAUGACCGGGGAGAAGGUGGACCUGAACGAGGAGGAGACAAUCCUCAUCAUCCGCCGUCUCCACAAGGUGCUCCGGCCCUUCCUGCUCCGGCGCCUCAAGAAGGAGGUGGAGGCUCAGCUCCCAGAAAAGGUGGAGUACGUCAUCAAGUGCGACAUGUCGGCGCUGCAGCGCGUCCUCUACCGGCACAUGCAGGCCAAGGGCGUCCUCCUCACCGACGGCUCCGAGAAGGACAAGAAGGGGAAGGGCGGCACGAAGACCCUGAUGAACACCAUCAUGCAGCUGCGCAAGAUCUGCAACCACCCCUACAUGUUCCAGCACAUCGAGGAAUCCUUCUCGGAGCACUUGGGCUUCACGGGCGGGAUCGUGCAGGGGCUGGAUUUGUACCGCGCCUCCGGGAAGUUCGAGCUCCUGGACAGGAUCCUGCCCAAACUCCGCGCCACCAACCACAAGGUGCUGCUCUUCUGCCAGAUGACCUCCUUGAUGACCAUCAUGGAGGAUUAUUUUGCUUAUCGUGGCUUCAAAUACCUCAGGCUGGAUGGGACCACCAAGGCCGAGGACCGGGGGAUGUUGUUGAAGACGUUCAACGAGCCCGGCUCCGAGUAUUUCAUCUUCCUGCUGAGCACGCGCGCCGGCGGCUUGGGCCUCAACCUGCAGUCGGCCGACACCGUCAUCAUCUUCGACAGCGACUGGAACCCGCACCAGGACCUGCAGGCCCAGGACCGCGCUCACCGCAUCGGGCAGCAGAACGAGGUCCGCGUCCUCCGCCUCUGCACCGUCAACAGCGUGGAGGAAAAAAUCCUGGCAGCAGCCAAAUACAAACUCAACGUGGACCAAAAAGUGAUCCAGGCAGGGAUGUUCGACCAGAAAUCCUCCAGCCACGAGCGCCGCGCUUUCCUCCAGGCCAUCCUCGAGCACGAGGAGCAGGAUGAGAGCAGACAGAGCGCGGGCAGUGGCAGCUUCCCCCACGCUGCCUCCUCCCUGUGCCUGGGCGCUGAGUCGGAGGAAGCACCUCUGAAGGAGGAGGACGAGGUGCCCGACGACGAAACGGUGAAUCAGAUGAUCGCCCGGCACGAGGAGGAGUUCGACCUCUUCAUGCGCAUGGACCUGGACCGGCGGCGCGAGGAGGCGCGGAACCCCAAGCGGAAGCCGCGGCUGAUGGAGGAGGACGAGCUGCCCUCGUGGAUCCUCAAGGACGACGCCGAGGUGGAGCGGCUCACCUGCGAGGAGGAGGAGGAGAAGAUGUUCGGCCGCGGCUCGCGGCACCGCAAGGAGGUCGACUACAGCGACUCGCUCACCGAGAAGCAGUGGCUCAAGGCCAUCGAGGAGGGCACCCUGGAGGAGAUCGAGGAGGAGGUCCGGCAGAAGAAAUCCUCGCGGAAGCGGAAGCGCGAGCCCGAGGGACCCCCGGGACCCCCGGCGGGCGCCCGCAGCCGCGACAAGGACGAGGAGAGGAGCAAGCAGAAGAAACGGGGGCGGCCCCCGGCCGAGAAGCUGUCCCCAAACCCACCGCCCCUGACCCGCAAGAUGCGCAAGAUCGUCGACGCCGUCAUCAAGUACAAGGACAGCAGCAGCGGGCGGCAGCUGAGCGAGGUCUUCAUCCAGCUCCCGUCCCGCAAGGAGCUCCCGGAGUACUACGAGCUCAUCCGCAAGCCCGUGGACUUCAAGAAGAUCAAGGAGCGGAUCCGGAACCACAAGUACCGGAGCCUGAACGACCUGGAGAAGGACGUGAUGCUGCUGUGCCAGAACGCGCAGACCUUCAACCUGGAGGGGUCUCUGAUCUACGAGGACUCCAUCGUGCUGCAGUCGGUGUUCACCAGCGUGCGGCAGAAGGUGGAGAAGGAGGAGGAGAGCGACGGCGAGGAGAGCGAGGAGGAGGAGGAGGGAGAGGAGGAAGGAUCCGAGUCCGAGGCCCGCUCGGUGAAGGUGAAGAUCCGCCUGGGCCGCAAGGAGAAGGUUCCGGAACGCGGGAAGGGGCGGCGCCGGGGGGGGCGCGGGGGGCGCCCCAAGCCCCUCCUGAGCGACGACGAGAGCGAGGACGAGCAGGAGGAGGAUCGCUCCGGCAGCGGCACCGAGGACGACUGACCCCAAACAUUCCACGGCUCCAGACCUCUGUACCCCCCAAAACCCCCCCCGAGCCCCCCAGAAAUCCCCCCAAAUUCCCCCUCCCCCGUAGCUCCGACGGCAGCGACGCCGGAAUUCCCGAAAAAUCCCAAAAAUCCUGAAAAUCCCCCAAAAACAACCCCAACCCUGCCCGUAUUUAUACCAGAGCCGGCGCUGGGUCAGCCCAGGGGGGGCUGGGUUGGCCUGGGGGGUCCAGCUGGGCUUGGCCCGGGUUGGCCCAGGUGGUCCCAGAUUGUCCCAGAUCCGGAUUGUCCCAAAUUUGGAGGGUCCAGACCAUCCUGGGUGGUCCUAAAUCCAUCCUGGGUCGUCCUAAAUCCAUCCUGGGUGGUCCUAAACCUUCUUGGAUCAACAAAAAUCCAUCCUGGAUCAUCCUAAUUCCAUUCUGGGCUUGGCCCGGGUUGGCCCAGGUGGUCCCAGAUCCAGAUUGUCCCAAAUUUGGAGGGUCCAGACCAACCUGGGUGGUCCUAAAUCCAUCCUGGGUGGUCCUAAAUCUUCUUGGAUCAACAAAAAUCCAUCCUGGAUCAUCCUAAUUCCAUUCUGGGCUUGGCCCGGGUUGGCCCAGGUGGUCCCAGGUUGUCCCAGAUCCAGAUUGUCCCAAAUUUGGAGGGUCCAGACCAUCCUGGAUCGUCCUAAACCUUCUUGGAUCACCUUAAAUCCAUCCUGGAUAAGCUUAAACCCACCGGGAUCAUCUUAAACCCUCCUGGAUCAUCCUAAAUCCAUCCUGGGUUGGUCCUAAACCCAUCCUGGAUCAUCCUAAAUCCUCUUGGAUCACCCUAAAUCCAUCCUGGGUGGUUCUAAAUCCUCUUGGAUCAUCUUAAACCUUCUUGGAUCAUCCUAAAUCCAUCCUAGGUUGGUCCUAAAACCUUCUGGAUCAUCUUAAACCCUCCUGGAUCAUCCUAAAUCCAUCCUGGGUUGGUCCUAAAUCCAUUCUGGGUCAUCCUAAAUCCUCCUGGAUCACCUUAAAUCCAUCCUGAGUUGGUCCUAAAUCCUCUUGGAUCAUCUUAAAUCCUCUUGGAUCAUCCUAAAUCCAUCCUAUGUUGGUCCUAAAUCCAUCCUGGGUUAUCCUAAACCCUCCUGGAUCAUCCUAAAUCCAUCCUGGAUCAUCUUAAACCCUCCUGGGUUGGUCCUAAAUCCAUCCUGGAUCACCCCAAAUCCAUCCUGGAUCACCUUAAACCCAUCCUGGAUAAGCUUAAACCCAUCUUGGAUCAUCCUAAAUCCACCCUGGGUGAUCCUAAACCCACCUGGAUCAUCCUAAAUCCUCUUGGAUCUUCUUAAAUCCAUCCUGGGUUGGUCCUAAAUCCAUCCUGGAUCAUCCUAAACCCUUCUGGAUCAUCCUAAAUCCUCUUGGAUCUUCUUAAAUCCAUCCUGGGUUGGUCCUAAAUCCAUCCUGGAUCAUCUUAAACCCAUCUGGAUCAUCCUAAAUCAAUCCUGGAUCAUCCCAAAUCCAUCCUGGGUGGUCCUAAAUCCUCUUGGAUUAUCCCAAAUCCAUCCUGGAUCUCCUUAAAUCCAUCCUGGGUUGGUCCUAAAUCCAUCCUGGAUCAUCUUAAACCCAUCUGGAUCAUCCCAAACCCACCCUGGGUCACCCUAAGUCCACCCUGGAUCAGCUGAGCUCAGCCUUGGACAGUCCCGGAUCAUCUCCCCCCAUCCUGGGUGGUCCCGGCCCCUCCCCCACCCCCCCCACCCCCCACCCGGCCCCUCCCCCCGGCGCUGUCGCUGCCCCUGGAUUCCCAGCAGCCGAGAAUUAAUUAAUAAAUUAAUCCAACGGGAGCCGAG
Molecule: messenger RNA, 6895 nt
Organism: Passer domesticus (house sparrow)
Lineage: Eukaryota; Metazoa; Chordata; Aves; Passeriformes; Passeridae
Gene: SMARCA4
Product: SWI/SNF related, matrix associated, actin dependent regulator of chromatin, subfamily a, member 4
Exons: 37
Coding region: 242-5083 (1613 amino acids)
Biological process (GO): positive regulation of transcription by RNA polymerase II
Cellular component (GO): nucleus
Molecular function (GO): histone binding; ATP binding; transcription factor binding
Source: RefSeq, a predicted model, not a curated record